This is a messenger RNA of Heterocephalus glaber (naked mole-rat), 4687 nucleotides long. RefSeq names its product thymocyte selection associated family member 2 (gene Themis2). Gene Ontology annotation, cellular component: nucleus; cytoplasm. Gene Ontology annotation, biological process: T cell receptor signaling pathway. Lineage: Eukaryota; Metazoa; Chordata; Mammalia; Rodentia; Bathyergidae. The record is from RefSeq and is a predicted model, not a curated record.
UCCGGGCCGCUCGGUCCGCGCAGAGCAAGCCGAGCCGCUGUGACCAUGGAGCCGGUGUUGCUGCAGGACUUCGCGCGCCGCCUGGACCCCGCCUCCCUGCCGCGCGUGCUGCGGGUCUACUCCGGAGUCUACUCCGAGGGCUCCGUCUAUGAGAUCUGUGGGAAUGAGUGCUGCCUGUCCACGGGAGACCUGAUGAAGGUCACCCAGGUGUGCCUGAAGAAGGUGGUCUGUGAGAACCCAGGCACAGGUCAGACAUUGGAGCUGCCCACCAACUUCCAGGGCUACUUCAGCCCCCUCUCCACCCCGAAGAGCUACAGGACCCUGCAGGAGCUGGUCUCUGCCAAAACUCGGAGCGCCACACCGCUGCCCCUUUGCUUCAUGUCCACUCGGAACAUUGUCACAAAGGCUGGGGUAGUGCCCGAAGAGCAGCCCCUCAUGCUCGAGGCUGUGGAAAUGCACCUCGGGACCCACUGUGCACGCUGUAGCCUGGGCUCCAAGGGCCUGCAGGUUGUCCUGCACCUGCCCCUGACUCAGGAGGGGCCCUUCUGGACAUGGGAGCCUGGAGUCCCCCAAACCCUGCUCCAGGUCCUGCAAGACCCAGCCCUGAAGGACCUCACGCUCACCUGCCCCGCCCUCCCAUGGCACUCUGUGGUCCUGAGGCCCGAGUAUGAGGUCCAAGCCAUCAUGCACAUGCGCAAGACCAUCGUCAGGAUCCCCUCCACUCUGGAAGUCGAGGUACAGGACGUCAGUGCCACCUCCCAGCACGUCCACUUCAUCAAACCGCUGCUGCUGAGCGAGGUCUUGGCCCGAGGAGGCCCCUUCCCCCUGCCCGCGGAGAUCCUGGAAGUUCCGGAGGGGCCCCCCAUCCUACUCAGCCCGUGGGUGGGCUCGCUGCGGAAGGGCCAGAGGCUCUGCAUCUACGGCCUGGCCUCGCCACCAUGGCGGGUCCUGGCCUCCAGCAAGGGCCGGAAGGCGCCCCGACACUUCGUAGUCUCCGGGGCCUACCAGGGCAGGCUGCGGCGGCGGCCCCGGGAGUUCCCCACACCCUAUGACCUCCUGGGUGCGCUGCAGCCUGGCCGGCCCCUCCGGGUGGUGGUGACCAAGGACUGUGAGGCAGGGGACGAGAGCCCUUUGCUGGCUUCCCUGGCUGUGGGUGACCGGCUGGAGGUGUUGGGACCCGGCCAGAUCCUCGGAACCCAAGGCCAGGACAUAGAUGUCUUGAUGUGCGUGCGGCUGACCGAGGGGCCUGGGGAGGAGGAGGAAGAAUACGAAGUGGUGGAGGAGGACCAAGAGCAGGUUCUGCUGCCCCUCUACCUCCCCUGCGGCUUCGUGGAGGAGAUGAACGAUGGCCGGCGCUACAGCCUAGCAGAUCUCACUCAGCAGUUGUCACUGCCCUGUGAGGUCAAGGUAGUGGCCAAGGACACCGGCCACCCUGCUGACCCUCUGGUUUUCUUCGCGGGCCUGCGGCUGGAAGAGAAGAUCACAGAACCCUUCUUGGUGGUGGGCCUGGACUCCCAGCCCAGGAGGUUCUUCGAGAUCCCUCCCCGGUGGCUGGACCUGACUGUGGUGGAGGCCAAAGGGCAGCAGGGCCAGCUAGCCGGGCCUCUCCCAGUGGCCACCGUGGAGGAGCUGUCUGAAACCUUCUACUACAGUCUUCGGAAGUUACCAGCCAGUGAGAGCCAGGCACCCCCACCCAGGCCCCCGAAAAGCCAGGCCCUGAGGGAGCAGAGGAGACAGAGCUGCAAGGAGGACGACCCCAAGGUGCUUCUUCUGAAGCAGGCCCCUUGUGUGUGCUCUCCCAGCUCCUCUCACCGUGCCCCCAAGUCUUCUCAAGUCUUAGGACUGCACCAGUCCCCUCUGCCGCCCAAACCCAAGGCAAAGACUUUGCCAGAGGUCUCCAAGAACUUAUACGGCAAGAUUUCUCCCCAGAAGAAGGUCCUCAGGGCCAUGAAGCCCCAAACACAAGACCCAGUGCUGGGGAUUGAAUCCAGGGCCCCACUCUUGGUAGGCAGGCACCCUAACAACGUGCCACAUCCCCAUUCUGUCCUGGACCCUCAUGCAGAUAUGGCUGAACAUGACUAUGAGGAUGUACUUGAGCGUUUUCAGAAAACCAUCUAGGUGUUGGGGGAGCUGUGCUUCCCAACUGCUGCUUCUCUGGGAUUCAGGAUACCAGACAACCCUUGCGGGCCUCUAAAAGGCUGUGGAUGAAUCUCACAGAAAUCAGACUCAGAUGUGGAAAGGAACUGAAAUGGGGUGGACACUGCACUGGCUUCCUGUGGGUUCUAGGUCCCCACUACUGGUUGGGGGGCUGGGAUGUUGGGACCUUGCACGUGACUCCCUCAGCCUCAGAGCUUUGGUGUCCAGAGGAGCCUGCUGGGUUCUGCUCAAUCUUGCAUCCCUCCGGUGUCCCAGUAAUGGUGGACACGAAGAAGACAGAGGCCACCAACCCUAGUGCCAGCUGGCUUCUGGUAGAGACUUGGUCCUGAUCACACUGUGCUGAGAGCCCUUUAUAUGUCUGCCACCCUCUUUGGCCUCUCUCCUGCUCCUGCCUUCCUGGCUCGUCCUCAUCUCUGUAGCGCCCAGCACAUGAACACAAUCAGCUCUUAGUAAAUGGAACUUGCACAAACGAAUGGGGAAUUUGGCUUCAAGAGCAGAAUCUCAGGGCUUUGAAUCUCAAAAGCUGGUGCUGGAACUCAGGGAGCCAGUUUACAAAGAACCUUACAGAGACCCAGAACUGCAGAAACUGGCAGGUUUCCUCUAGUGGUGCUAAGACAUUGAUAAAACUGUGAGGGGCUAAGAGUGCUUUUUUUCUAAAGCAGUGGAAUAAAGAUGAUGUCUGACCAUGCCUGCGAUUUUUUCCUGAAUCUCUGGACGUCCCCAGACCGUUUUCAGGACACUUGGUUGACUACUCCUGCACAUGAAGAGAGCUCUAGGGAGUGAGAAACCUGCCUCGGGGGCCAUCCUGCGGGGCUCGCCUGCUUUACUGAGAGACACCAUGUGUCCGUAUUGUGUUCUUGAAAGGAAUGACCACCAAGCUCUUUGGUCAAGAAGCCCCAGAGCAGAGAGAAGCCAGAAUAAAGAUGCUAGAAGAAUAAAUCAGUGAAGGGGAACAACAGCUAAAGACUAAAAAUCUGGAAGGCAGAGAAUUUGUGAAAAAUGCUUCAGCUGAUAUUGAACGCUUCAAAGAACAGGAGAACCAUGACUUAAAGGAGGCCCUCAUAAGCUACUUGGUCAUGCAGAUCAGUAUGUGCAAAAAGGGAAUGAAUUCAAGUUUGGACCAAUGCUAAGGAAUGCUUUAGCAAGAUGUGAGCCUGUGAAAUGAAUUUCUCUUCAAAGUAACCCAAAACAGAAGCACAAGUCAGUGAAUUUAAGUUGCUACCCACUAUCACAAAAAUAUGCAAUAAAUUGAAUAAAUACAGCUUUUUUUUUUUUUUGGUACCAGGGAUUGAACUCAGGUCCUUGCGCUUGCUCAGCAGGCGGUGAAACCACUGAGCUAAAUCCCUGGCUCUAAAUUCAGCUUUUAAAAACUUGAUUAUAGUUGUGUUUACAUAGUGCAAAAAGGAUGUAUUCAAUGAAGAUUGCAUAUUAUAAUUUGAGGUUUUGGGGACUGGUGCUGAUUCCAAAUGUUAAUUAAUAUUAAAACCAAUAGAUUUGGGCCGGAGAUUUAGCUCAGUGGUUCUGCUGCCUGCCUCAUAAGCUCAAGGUCCCGAGUUCGAUUCCCAGUACAAAAUCAACAACAAAAGAAAUAUUAGUAGGUUAUAUACAAAUCAUGUGUAUAUAUAAACCAAUAGAUUGUUUGUUGGGCUUCUGAACCAAUGACUGAAUAUCAACAUGUUAAUUUCUAGAUGCUUCUUUCAAUGUCAGCUGUUUCAGAGCAGUUCACAUAGUUUUUUCCCUAAGAUUGAAUUCCUGUUACUUGUGAGACCCAAUACUGAGUUAGAUGGGGUUAUUUUCUCUUGCCUUAUAGUUGAGCUAUUUGGUUUAAAAAAGCUCAGCAGAAAUUUAUUAUAAAAUCUUGAAUUUUCUUCCACAUUCAUUAAUGCCCCAUCUCAUCUACAUACACUAGAAAAAGCCUUUCUUCAGUUUGUGUUUUAUCAGAAUUUUGAUACUGGUCAGAAAUUUUAUACUGUCAACAAAGAAGUCUCAAUCUCAGACAUAGGGUGGUACACCUUGUAAAGACCUAGGAACUGCUAUACAGAAAGUUUCUCAGAUACAGGGUGGAAUACCUGGUUAGGAUCUAAGAACUGCUGUAGAGAAAGUUUUAAUUGAGCAUUACUGAUUCGAAGAUAUUCUUAACCUCAGUGGCGAGCCUGGUUCCCACUGUGUGGCUCUCUGAACAUGGCAUUUCUGGGUACAGGAUGUAGCAUUUCCAUGUGUAAGGUCUGUGUGGUGAACAUGGGUCCUCAUUCCUUCAUCUGAUGUCUUUUUUCUAUUGCUUGGCUGUAAUUUUUGCAGAUAAAUUAUGUUGUUUUUUAAAAUGUAAAGUUUUGUGGUAUCUGUUCAGAAGCCAGGCACUUUCAUUUGGCUAGCUUUGCAGAAUCUUAAAUGUGUACUCGUUAUUUUAAUGAUGUUUUAAAAUAAUCCCCAGUACUGUUUAACAUUUUUACAUGUUUAAAAUGUUGCUGGAUUUUUGUGCUGUUUGCCAAACUUUUACAAUAAAUGAAGUCUGCGCUGAUUUUCAAAAAAA